This is a messenger RNA of Rubroshorea leprosula, 955 nucleotides long. NCBI's taxonomy places the organism in Eukaryota, Viridiplantae, Streptophyta, Magnoliopsida, Malvales, Dipterocarpaceae. The record is from the annotation of a GenBank genome assembly.
AGCCUCAGUGAAAGAAAAGAGAGUUUCCACUCUGCAAGGUUCAUCAAGCAGUUAAUCGAGAAUGGCAAGUUUUGUGAAACAAUUGACGAGAACAGACGUUGGUUCCAUGUUGGUAAUCCCAGUUGCUUUCAUGAACAACAUGCCACAGAUUCAAGGAGGACACACCAUACAUAUAACGGUAUCAGAUGCAGGUGGAAGAGAAUGGAAUUUCGGAUACUACGUUCGAGCGAACCAAAACCCGCGGCCUGUUCUGAGAUCAGGGUGGUGCCACUAUGUCCAUGAGAAAGGACUGAGAGUUGGUGACAGAAUCAUAUUUCAGCGUCUUGAAGGCUUCCCACUGCGUUACCGGAUUGGGGCGAGAAGAAGAGUAACUAUACUUCGUCAGGAGGUGUGGACCGACGAAUUCUAAUUAAGAACACUAUGCUAUAUAUAUGUAUGAUGUUCUUGUAUGCUUUCUGGUCCUAUGUAUUGUUGGGUAUUUUCCUCUUCCAUGUCUUCUUGGUGUUUUCCUUUUCCUUUUCCAUGGGUGUUUUCCGUUUCUAGUUUUAUGUAUGAUGGACUCUAUGUUGUUUGUAUGAUGUUUUAUGUAUUCGAGGUGUUCUACUUUCAUGGUUUUCAACUUUGAAUUGUUUGAGAAACUUACUGGCAUCGUGUUUGAGUUUAAUUUGAAUGUAAGAGUACUUAAUGUUUUGAUGACUUCAUCAUUCACUCAAGAACAAUCAUAAUUGUAAAUUGAAGAAAAGAGAAAUGCAUCUCCCAGUCUUUUUCUUCAUCUUCUCAUGGACUCCAAUCAACUCAUCAAAUUAGGAAACUUGGUCGGUCGUGCAUCUGUUUGGCUGCUUUGUUCAUGUUCAAAAUCUGGAAAACAGAGGAAGCACUGCGAUGCAGAAAACAGAGGAAGCACUGCGAUGCAGAAAAGAGAAAUGCAUUGAUGAAAGAAAGAAAAUGUAUAUUU